This is a messenger RNA of Solea senegalensis (Senegalese sole), 5197 nucleotides long. It is a transcript of the gene grm1a, whose product is annotated as glutamate receptor, metabotropic 1a. Gene Ontology annotation, molecular function: G protein-coupled receptor activity involved in regulation of postsynaptic membrane potential; adenylate cyclase inhibiting G protein-coupled glutamate receptor activity. Lineage: Eukaryota; Metazoa; Chordata; Actinopteri; Pleuronectiformes; Soleidae. The coding region runs from base 375 to 3890 and encodes 1171 amino acids. The record is from RefSeq and is a predicted model, not a curated record. Gene Ontology annotation, cellular component: postsynaptic density membrane. Gene Ontology annotation, biological process: regulation of synaptic transmission, glutamatergic; G protein-coupled glutamate receptor signaling pathway. The transcript has 10 exons.
UAUCAACAUUUGCCAAGUGUACAUGUAGUCAGAUGUGGUGAAUACUGUAGAAAAGGCGACGGAUGCGUGGGUGAAUAGCGGUGGGGUCUUCAUGUUCACGUUUCGAGUUGAGAGAAAGAGAGAGAGAGAGGAAGAGUGAGAGAGAGAGAAAGAGAGAGAGAGAGAGAGAGCAAGGGAGGGAGAGAGACUCAAACGCUACAGGCGAGGACCACGCGUUACAGAAGACAGACGGAGGCGCGCGACAUGUCUCAAAGAUCCAGGUGUGCGUGGACAUGCCUCAGGUGUCAUGCUCACAGAUCAUGGUCGCUGGGAUAAGCGUGGCUACACUGACAGACAGCAGAUAGUAUGCCAGCACAGUUGGCACGGCUCACGCGAUGUGGCACAACAUGGCACGCGUAAAGAUGGGUCUCUUUGCUCUCCUGUGUCUCCCCACGUUUUUCCUCCGCGUCCUUGUGUUUACCCACAGCAGCAGCAGCAGCAUCAAUGAGCGGUCGGUGAUCCCUCGCGCCGUGUCACGCUCUGUGGCUCGGAUGGACGGAGACGUGAUCAUCGGCGCGCUUUUCUCUGUCCACCACCAGCCGUCAGCGGAGAAAGUGGCCGAGCGGAAGUGCGGGGACGUCCGCGAGCAGUAUGGCAUCCAAAGGGUCGAGGCCAUGUUCCACACGCUGGACCGGAUCAACACCGACCCUUACCUGCUUCCCAACAUAAGCCUGGGCUGUGAGAUCCGGGACUCGUGCUGGCACUCCUCUGUGGCUCUGGAGCAGAGCAUCGAGUUCAUCCGGGACUCCCUCAUUUCCAUCCGCGACGACAAGGACGGGUCCAAAUGGUGCAUUGACGGCACGCCGUCCAACCAGCCUCCACCCACCAAGAAACCCAUCGCCGGAGUGAUCGGGCCAGGAUCCAGCUCUGUGGCCAUUCAGGUGCAGAAUCUGCUGCAGCUCUUCAACAUCCCGCAGAUCGCGUACUCUGCCACCAGCAUCGAUCUGAGUGACAAGACCCUGUUCAAGUACUUCCUGAGGGUCGUGCCCUCAGACACGCUCCAGGCCCGGGCCAUGCUCGACAUUGUCAAGCGAUACAACUGGACCUACGUGUCUGCUGUGCACACUGAGGGGAACUAUGGGGAGAGCGGCAUGGAGGCCUUCAAGGAGCUGGCCUCUCAGGAAGGCUUAUGUAUCGCCCACUCAGACAAGAUCUACAGUAACGCAGGGGAGAAGCACUUUGAUCGUCUUUUGAGGAAACUUCGGGAACGUUUGCCCAAAGCUCGUGUGGUGGUGUGUUUCUGCGAAGGCAUGACUGUCCGAGGUCUCCUGAUGGCCAUGAGGCGACUGGGAGUGUUUGGAGAAUUCCUCCUCGUGGGCAGUGAUGGAUGGGCAGACCGCUACGAGGUAGUGGAGGGUUAUGAGCAGGAAGCAGAGGGCGGAAUCACCAUGAAGCUGCAAUCUGAGGUUGUCAAGUCCUUUGAUGACUACUACCUGAAGCUGCGCCUGGACACCAACACCCGGAAUCCCUGGUUUGCCGAGUUCUGGCAGUACCGCUUCCAGUGCCGCCUGCCGGGUCAUCCACAGGAGAACAAGAACUACAAGAAAGUCUGCUCUAACCUCCAAGGUGGAAAUGAAAGUCUGCAUGAUAACUAUGUUCAGGACAGUAAGAUGGGCUUUGUCAUCAAUGCCAUAUAUGCCAUGGCUCAUGGCCUCCAUGAUAUGCACCAGGAGUUGUGCCCAGGAACGCCAGGACUCUGUGAGGCCAUGGACCCCAUCGAUGGCAGCAAGCUACUGGACUACCUCUUAAAGACGACCUUCAGAGGAGUCUCAGGGGAGGAGAUUUAUUUUGAUGAAAAUGGAGACACCCCAGGAAGGUAUGACAUCAUGAACCUCCAGAGUGUGGACGACAGUCGCUAUGACUACAUAAAUUUGGGCUCCUGGCACGAGGGCGUCUUGAGCAUUGACGACAACAAGCUGUGGUUGAACAGCAGCGACGUGGUCCGCUCUGUGUGCAGUGAUCCCUGCUCCAAAGGACAGAUCAAAGUGAUCAGGAAGGGCGAGGUGAGCUGCUGCUGGAUCUGCACCACGUGCAAAGACAACGAGAUUGUCCAGGAUGAGUUUACGUGCAAGGCAUGCGAUCUGGGAUGGUGGCCCGAUGACGAAUUGGCAGGCUGUCAGCCGCUGCCUCUGAAGUACCUCGACUGGGCAGAUGUGGAAUCCAUCGUUGCUGUGGUUUUCUCCUGUGUGGGCAUCCUGAUCACCUCCUUUGUCACCUUUGUGUUCAUCCAGUACCGCGAUACUCCCGUGGUGAAGUCCUCCAGCAGGGAACUCUGUUAUAUCAUCUUGGCAGGCAUCUUCCUCGGUUACAUCUGUCCCUUCACAUUAAUCGCUCGUCCCACGGUGCCCUCUUGCUACUUACAGCGGCUUCUGGUGGGUCUUUCGUCUGCCAUGUGCUAUUCUGCCCUUGUUACCAAAACCAACCGCAUUGCCCGCAUUCUGGCUGGCAGCAAGAAGAAGAUCUGCACCAGAAAGCCCCGAUUCAUGAGCGCCUGGGCCCAGGUGAUCAUUGCCUUCAUGCUCAUCAGUGUGCAGCUGACACUGGAGAUUACACUCAUCAUUCUGGAGCCUCCAGAGCCCAUCAAGUCAUAUCCAAGCAUUCGUGAGGUCUACCUCAUCUGUAAUACCAGCAACGUAGGCAUGGUGGCGCCACUGGGCUACAACGGCCUGCUGAUCAUGAGCUGCACCUAUUAUGCCUUCAAGACACGGAACGUCCCAGCCAAUUUUAAUGAGGCUAAAUACAUUGCCUUUACGAUGUACACUACCUGCAUCAUCUGGCUGGCCUUUGUGCCGAUCUAUUUCGGCUCCAACUACAAGAUCAUCACCACGUCCUUCUCUGUCAGUCUGAGUGUAACAGUGGCCCUCGGGUGCAUGUUCACCCCCAAGAUGUAUAUUAUCAUCGCCAAACCAGAGAGGAACGUCCGAAGCGCCUUCACUACCUCCGAUGUGGUGCGAAUGCACGUCGGAGAUGGCAAGUCCGCUCAGUGUGGAACUAACAGCUUCCUCAACAUGUUCCGGCGGAAGAAGCCUGCUCCCGGAAAUGCUAAUUCUAAUGGCAAGUCUGUGUCAUGGUCUGAAUCAGGUGCAAGACACCCUCCGAGGGGGGGGAAUGUGUGGCACAGACUGUCUGUGCAUGUGAGGAAACAGGAAGCCGGCUUGAAUCAGACGGCAGUCAUCAGGCCCCUAACUAACACCCCCGACCCCCACAGUUGCAAGCCCCCCACCUGUGACCUUGGCACAGACCAGCAUAUCCCUCAAGAACAGCCGGGUGCUAAAUCUCUGUACAACCAGGUGGAGGAAGACGAUGAGAGCGACGUGCAGCGCCCCCUCUGGAAUCCCACUUGCUCUGGACAGACGCAGAGGCUGACGCCCGAGUUAAAUAAGCCGGAUUCUCAUUUACCCCCUCGCUUGAUGAGCCGCACUGCAGAGCACUUGCAGGGGGCUGUGGUGGACACACACAGCUCCCACGUCCCCGCACUGAAUGAUCACGCACAAUGCUCGAAGGCAGUCCCCGCCGACGAGCCUUUGAGCUUGACACCCUCUGCGCUUCUGCGUGUGGGAGCAUUUGAAGAGCAAGGGUCUGAGGACGAGGAACUGGACCUCUUACACAGCUACAUUUAUAACGCCAAGGAGGAGGGGGAGGAGGGGGAGAUGCAGGAUGUAACUCAGAACAAGUCAACUCUGGAGGAUUCCCUGGCCCUCUCUCCCCCCUCCCCUUUCAGGGACUCUAUUUGUUCGGGGGAGUCUGUCAGUGGCUCCCCUGCCGUCGAAUCGAUGCUCGGGAGUCCUCCGAGCUCAGUCUACACCUCAAACAUGUUCCAAGACUUCGCACACAGCUCCUCGACACUGUGAGAGCAAAACAGGCACUGACACGGUGGCUGUCAGCACAAUUGUUCAUCACACGUUGUGACAUUGCAUUUGCACAAACAGCUACACAACCACGCGAGAACACACAAUAUUUACCUUUCAAGACAUUCUUCUUCUUCUUCUUUUCUUUUUUGCUCCAUCAUUCGCUUGCUCGUAUUUAUUACUCUGCUUUUUAUGAGUUAGGGGCCGAUGCCAAAUUGUAAGUAAGAAUCAUCCAUGAGUGCUCACAUUUGUUGAAGGGCUGACACAAAGCCUUUCUGAGAACAGAGUGCCAAAACUGAUAAGCUUUUGUGCCAAAAUCUUGUACGAAUAACACAACAUUGAGAAGUAAGGGAUGUAGCUGUGGUUUUCAUGGAACAAUUGACUGGUCUGCAACAACAAAUGUAAAGAAAAGUCCAGUCUUGUGCGCAAUAUGUGCAUUUUAAGAUGCAGCCGGACACCAAACUCUUAAAACCACAGUCACUCAAGUGCAUUUUCAUGCCAGUUCUGAUUAGCUCUGCUCCGCUCUGCCAACUCUUUUUUUCUCAUCAGUGUGUUUCACCUCACUUUUCUCUCUUCAGACCUCACUGCUGUUUGAAUAGAACACAGAUAGAUUAACAAGUGCAGUAAAGUUAAAUAUUACUUUUAUGUGUUGCAAAGUGUGCUCAACAACACAAAGAUACGAUCACGUGAACCGAGAGUCCACUGAAGACUCACGCUGUACGAUAUGUGACAAUGUGCCAAUUGAAAAAAACAACAAAAAAAAAGAAAAAAACGAAAAGAAAAAAGAUCAACCUACAUCCCUUCUUUGAAUUUCUACGAUGUAGCUGAUACAGGUUCGUGUGAUUGUAGAUGAUGGCUAUGUCGUUUAUUCCGUUUACACUCAGUCAUGACCCUGAGAACAAGUUUUAUGAGCAUGGGAUGUGAUAAAAGUGAGUUUGCUGUGUCAUUGUAAUGAAAAAACACAGUACUUGUACAAGGUCUCAAAGUUUGUAAUACUGUUAAGCCAUCUCUUGUUUUUCACACAGGUGGUAUGUUUGUAAUACUGAUAAAUGUUUCUAUAUUUAGAAUGUCAACUGAAAAAAAGAAAGAAAAAGUUUAUACAUUUUGAAAAACUGUCCUCAGAUUCUUGUCCAGGAGCAGUGUGUUUGGUUUUUGGGUAACUUUUAGGCUAACUUGAGUCGACUGUCUCCUCUUGAUAAUAUUCAGUUGUUAAAGUAACAGAUGAUUAGUUGCUUCUAGUAAUGACAUGAUACAUGUUUCGAUUUUCUUUUGCUUAAAUCUUGCAUUAUAAACUUCAGUAGUAAACUUCA